AUGUGCUGCCAGGGACCAGUGGCAAUACCCGGCAUACCAGGUCUGCCAGGACCGGUGGGACAGGUGGGACCCUAUGGCCCACCGGGGUCAAAGGGCGAAAAAGGUGAAACGGGACCUCUUGGCCCUAUGGGUGAGCGGGGAGCACCUGGGAACUCUGGAUCUAGAGGAGACGACGGCAUUGGCCUCCCUGGCAAGAUAGGACCGAUAGGUCCACCAGGUUCAGUUGGUGUCAAAGGUCAAAAGGGUGAACCAGGAAAGACUCCAGACGACUCCAACCAGCGGGUUGCAUUCACCGUGAAAAACGAGGACACGGUUGUCUCUGCUCAUAGCAAUGAUUCAGGUCCCUAUGAGCAGGUGUCUGGGAACAUGGUGCUUGUUCUGCAACAGGGAGAUACGGUGUAUCUGACUAUGUUCGGUACGGCGUAUAGUGAUGUCAGUCACUACACCUCAUUCAGUGGCUUCCUCCUUUAUCCCUUAUAG
Molecule: messenger RNA, 480 nt
Organism: Patiria miniata (bat star)
Lineage: Eukaryota; Metazoa; Echinodermata; Asteroidea; Valvatida; Asterinidae
Product: collagen alpha-1(X) chain-like
Exons: 2
Coding region: 1-480 (159 amino acids)
Molecular function (GO): protein binding
Source: RefSeq, a predicted model, not a curated record